Lycium ferocissimum is the source of this 2108-nucleotide messenger RNA. RefSeq names its product RING-H2 finger protein ATL43. The transcript has a single exon. The record is from RefSeq and is a predicted model, not a curated record. Bases 553 to 1944 code for a protein of 463 amino acids. NCBI's taxonomy places the organism in Eukaryota, Viridiplantae, Streptophyta, Magnoliopsida, Solanales, Solanaceae.
UCUUACCAUCAACAAGUAUCAGGUAGACAAAUAGAAAGAAAUCUCCUAGCUAGUUCAUCAAUCAACAUCAUCUUCUUCUUUAACCUUUUUCUUCUCUCUUUCUUUCUACCUGUUUAAUUGCCUAAUCAUGUGGCAAUUAACAUUAAUUUAUUCACAAACAAACCAAUUAUUCUUCAUUCCUUUCCCAUUAAUUAAGAUUACUAAAGUUCCUCCUACUUGUUCUUGUUUUUUCUUCCUUAUUUAUAAACAAACAAUUUAAUGUGCCUUUGUCUCCCCACCUUCCCUCAAUUUCUGCCCUAUAUGUUUCAUUUCCAGUUAACAUUUCCAUUUUUUUUUGGGUUAACAAUACUCCUACUUUUAAUCCCUCUUUGUCUUGUCUUUCUUGUAUUUUUCCCUUCCAAUUUCAUUCUUUAAUUUUUCACUAAACCCCAUCUCCUUAAACCCACUAUAUAUUCAAACAAUUCUUUAAAAAUCAAAAAUCAAACUCAAAAAAAAGAAAAGAAAUCUUUUUCAAUCAUUACACUUCUUUUCUUCUCAUCAGAGCAAAAAAAAAUGAGCAUUGAAAUCAAUGUUCAUUUUCUUUUGCCUUCUCUCUUGAUCACUUUCUUGAUUACUUCUAUAAUUACAUCUUCUGCACAAAUUGUUCAAACUCCAUCGCCAUUUACACCAUUAUUACCAGACCCACCACCAGCGCCGCCGCCACCCAGAGAAUCGCCAUUUCGACCUAGCAUAGCAAUAGUAGUAGCCAUUCUCACAACAAUUUUUUCCAUCACAUUUUUGUUACUUUUAUACGCAAAACAUUGUAAACGAGGUCCUUUCAGAACUGCCACCACCACCACCACUUCCGGACUUCUACCGUCAUCGAGUUUCAGGAAAAACUCUGGCAUUGACAGGACGGUGAUUGAGUCUCUGCCAGUUUUCCGAUUCGGAUCUCUUAGGGGGCCUAAAGCAGAUGCUUUAGAAUGCGCUGUUUGCUUGAACAAAUUCGAACCGAGUGAGAUUCUUCGGUUAUUACCCAAAUGCAAACACGCAUUUCAUGUUGAGUGUGUAGAUACUUGGCUUGAUGCUCAUUCUACUUGUCCACUUUGUCGUUACCAAGUUGAUCCUGAAGAUAUUCUUCUUAUCUCACAUGAAAAUAAUGGUCCCCAGUUGGAAAGAAAAUCAAAUUCAAAUUCCAAUUCCAUUUCGUCGGUUCCAUCAUCUCCGGCCAAAGAAAAAAAUCGGAUUCAUUCGUCGUCGGGAAGACAUUCUUCCGCCGGCGAAAGAGGAACAGGUACUUCUUCGUUGCAUAUAAUCGUGGAAACUCCAAAACAGGAAGAACAACAACAAACACCUUCGUUUUUGAACAAGAGAAUGUCAUUGGACAGUUGGAAUUUUUACAGGAAAAAAUGCAAGUCCGCUAAUUCCAUAUCAACAGCAGCACGCUGCACAAAGCAUCCCGCGUUAACAGGUUAUAGGGAAGGGCCCGCUAAUUCCACAUUAUUAACAAGAAAAGACGGAAUGCUAUUAAGCAAAAAAAAGGAGGCAGCGCAAGAGGCAGAGGAAAGGCGGCUGGAGCACCGAAUAAUAAUAUCCGGUGAAAAUGAGCCGCAGGAGGCUGCCACGUCGGCAAGUGGGGCCCAGUAUAGGUGGAGUGACGUGGAGGCAUGUGAUAUGUUGUAUUUGCGGUCAGAGAUGAUAUUAUUAAGUGAGAGCCGUAGAUAUUCGGGGUCGAGGAAACGGACGGGGGAGAUUGUUGGGUGUGACAAAAGAGUAAUAAAUGAGAGAAGCGUGUCGGAGAUGACAGGGAUGAGUAGGUUUAGGAGUAAUAAUAAUAAUGAAGAAGAGAGGGAAAGAGAAAGAGAAAGACAAAGGAAUGGAGCAGUAACGAGGUGGUUGGCUUGGAUUUCUCAAUCACAAAAUAAUAAAUCUAUGCCAGCUUCUUCUACUUCUGCAACUUGUUGAGGCAUCUCUUUUCAUGAUGAGAUGACUAGAAUACAAAAAGAAUGAUGAAAUCAUAUUGUAAUAGUAGUAGUUUUGUACUUUAGUAUGUAGAAAGUGAAGAGUGGUACUUGGAAAUAGAUUUUUUUUUUUUUUUUUUUUUUUUUUUUUUGGUCAGGAGCAUUUUU